AUGUUUGCUACAAAACUCAAAGAUCUCCUCGCUUUAGGGACAAUUCUUACCACUUUUUCCACCGUCGUCGCAGACAGCAGAAAUUUCAACCCUACCGGCGCAGGAUGUGUUGAUCAGUCAGGAUUCCUUUCGUGCUAUCAAACUCAAGCAAGUGCAGCAGUUGAUUGCGAAAACUUCUGUGUCACCUCUACCAAGAAAGGAUCAAGUGCGGCAGAGAGUUGUUCAAAGGGAUGUGGUGGAAAAUGGCUUGCAGCGAAUAUCGGUUGUUGGAUCCAAAGUUGCUGGAACGAAGUAUAUUCAUGUGAAUAUCAGUUGGCGGCGAUAUCAUACUUUGGGGGCACCGGCCUUGUCCAAGAUACUAAAAUCCCCUUCUAUCCUCCACCAGACAACGCCUCUGCUGGCUCUUGCUCUUGCAACCUCGGCCAUGUUUACGGAAAUAUCACCGUCGUCGAUGCUAGUUUAGCCUGCACCGCUGUAGUUUCAACUGGAGAUGUAAAUGGUGUCUAUAGUUGUCAAUGCUGCCAAUACGGUUAUCCAAUCUCUAAUUCGCUGAACGAGUGUCCGAAAUCCGAUCUCUCCGUCAUCGGUUUCCCUGAAGCGAUAGUCUCAACAAACAACAUAAUCUCCGGGUCAAAAGACAAAUGUGCAAUCCUCAACUCGUCGCCAAAUAAAUGCGUUAGCGAAUAUAAAUUUCCAUGGGUCGGCAGCACGACUUAUAAUCCUCUCAGUCUUCCAACAACGAUUGGCAAAGAGCCGCUAAGCAAUACGGCGGGAAAUGCUUUCACAAAAAUCGCAAGCGUAUAUACAUUGAGUCUGUUUCCAGCUUACUCGAGCGUUAUCACGCCUAUAGCUUUCAACGCUCAAGCUGGGGUACCUACUGGCACGGUCGAUGUUAUUGCCGCCACUGCUGAUGGCACGCCCACCGCACGUAAUACAGCUACAAAAUCAGCUACGUCUUCGAAGAGCGGUGCUACUGGUGUCAGUGGUAGUGUGACGUCUGCACCCACGGCUACUUCCACCCCUAGUGGUGCUCAGAGGAGUUAUGGUCGAAAUUGGUUGUGGUUUGGUAGCCUCGUUUUUGCUGCGUUAUUCUACCUCAUUUAA
Glarea lozoyensis ATCC 20868 is the source of this 1104-nucleotide messenger RNA. RefSeq lists its product as uncharacterized. Lineage: Eukaryota; Fungi; Ascomycota; Leotiomycetes; Helotiales; Helotiaceae. The record is from RefSeq and is a predicted model, not a curated record. The transcript has 4 exons. The coding region runs from base 1 to 1104 and encodes 367 amino acids.